GGGCGGAGCUAGAGAAGGCCGCCCAGGCGGGCGUGUGGCCGCGGGUUUCGCACGGUCCAAUGAGGGCGGGCGGCGUGGCCGGGUCUGGUGGCGACGAUGACGCGCCUGCGCAGAGACGGCAGCACGACUGGGGUUGACUCCGGGGGCGCGGCGAGGAGAAACAUGAGGCUGAGCUGGGUCCUGACAGUAUUGUCCAUCUGCCUGAGUGCCCUGGUCACGGCCGCCGGGGCCGAGGGCAAACGGAAGCUGCAGAUCGGAGUCAAGAAACGGGUAGACCACUGUCCCAUCAAAUCACGCAAAGGGGACGUCCUGCACAUGCACUACACGGGUAAGCUGGAAGAUGGAACAGAGUUUGACAGCAGCCUGCCCCAGAACCAGCCCUUUGUCUUCUCCCUGGGCACGGGCCAGGUCAUCAAGGGCUGGGACCAGGGGCUCCUAGGGAUGUGUGAGGGGGAAAAGCGGAAGCUGGUGAUCCCGUCAGAGCUAGGGUACGGAGAGCGGGGAGCUCCCCCAAAGAUUCCAGGCGGUGCAACCUUGGUGUUCGAGGUGGAGCUGCUCAAAAUCGAGCGACGUUCAGAACUGUAGCCAAACUGGGGAGGGGUGGUGGAGAGGCCCCCAUCAGGGACCAGACUGUUUAAAGAAAGAAAAAAACUUAAAAGCCCA
Messenger RNA from Balaenoptera acutorostrata (minke whale), 663 nucleotides. RefSeq names its product FKBP prolyl isomerase 2 (gene FKBP2). The transcript is spliced from 6 exons. The record is from RefSeq and is a predicted model, not a curated record. Gene Ontology annotation, biological process: protein peptidyl-prolyl isomerization. Gene Ontology annotation, molecular function: peptidyl-prolyl cis-trans isomerase activity. The coding region runs from base 97 to 585 and encodes 162 amino acids. Lineage: Eukaryota; Metazoa; Chordata; Mammalia; Artiodactyla; Balaenopteridae.